GGCAAGGUCGGAGCCAGUGGAAAAACUUCACCCGUCCUGAUAGCAGCCGUCCUGAUAGCGGCCGUCUUGGUAGCCAGGCGCGCCUUAAAGAGACGGGGGCAAGGCUGAGUCUGCCUGCCCUCCCCCCCUUUUCCUGCCAACUUCUUCCUGCAGGUUGUGAGCUUAUGUUUGAGCGUGCUGAUUCCAUCAUCGUCGACAACGGUGCGCGACGCGGUGUCGCCGACAUUGAAGACGUGGCCGAGAUCAGCGAAGAUGCAGUCGACAAGAGCGAGAUGACAUUCGAGAGUGGCGGAGACGCAGGCCAGCGGGAGACAGUGGCGUCGCAGACGCGCUUCUUUCCACGCAGCUUUACGCUGCCUGCUGCCCCGCCACUCGACGCCCUCUCCAGCGACAAGUGGGCUGUCGGCCGGCUUGCUUUCCAGGCGCUUGGGGUCGUGUACGGUGACAUUGGCACGUCGCCACUUUAUGUGCUGAACGGCAUCUUUCCAACCGACGGUCCAGUCCCCCCGAAAGAGGACGUCAUAGGCAUCAUCUCCACCAUCGUCUGGAUCUUUACCAUCGUCGUCAUGGUCAAGUACGCCGCCAUUGUCCUGAGAUUCGGCACGGGCCUGGGAGAAGGCGGCACGUUUGCGCUCUACCAAGGUCUCUUUCCCCGUCGCAUCUGCGACGAGGACACGGCAGAGAGGGACGAAGAGCAGCCAUCGGGCAAGAACAAGGACCGCCGUGCGCUUUUGCUCAGGUAUCGGUGGUGCAAGCCCCUCCUGUGCGCAAUCGCCCUGCUCGGCUCCGCACUCACAAUGGCCGACGGCGUCCUGACGCCCGCUGUCUCGGUGCUCUCUGCCGCGGAGGGCAUCCGCGUCGUCAAGCCAGAGAUCGGCAACGCGACGGUGCCCAUCUCCAUCGCCAUUCUCGCCGCACUGGUGCUGCUGCAGUCGCUCGGUGUCAAGCGGCUCGCGUUCCUUUUCAGCCCCUGCGUCCUUCUCUGGUUCCUCUUCCUCUUCAUCACAGGCGCCGUCAACUGCCACGCCUACCCGGGCAUCUGGCGCGCCUACGACCCGUCGCGCGCUGUUCUGUACUUUGUGAGGACGGGCAACUACGACGCGCUCGGGGGCGUGCUCCUGGCCAUCACCGGCUGCGAGGCCCUGUUCGCCAACCUGGGCCAGCUGGGUCGCCGCGGCAUCCAGAUCCCGCUCGUGCUCGUCGUCUAUCCGAGCCUGAUGCUGGCCUACCUGGGCCAGGGCGCCAAGCUCAUCACCGAUGGCCCCACUGUCCUGCCAAACAUCUUUUACCUGACGAUUCCCGGCGGCCAGGGCAACGCCGUGUACUGGAUCGGCUUUGCGACGGGCCUCCUUGCGACCAUCAUCGCCAGUCAGGCACUCCUCACCGCCUGCUUCAGCAUCGUCAGCCAGCUCGUCCACAUGCGCUGUCUCCCGUCGCUCAAGCAAAAGUUCCCCAGCGAUGACUACGGCCAAGUGUACAUCCCCGUCGUCAAUUAUACGCUCGGCGUCCUCAUCAUCGUCGCCGUGGGCGCGUUUGGGUCCUCGGCCAAGCUUCUCAACGCAUACGGAUUCGCGGUCAUCACGGUAAUGCUGAUCACGACCUUUGAGAUUGCCCUGAGCAUCUUCUUUGUCAAGCGCCUGCCCUGGGUCCUGGGCCUGCUCUUUUUCGUCGCCUUUGGUUUUGUCGAUGCGCUGCUUUGGGGCGCCGUGGCGAAAAAAGUGCCCGAGGGAGCCUGGUUCAGCCUGACCAUUGGUGCGGUCCUGUGGCUGAUCAUGCUUCUGUGGACGUGGGGCACCCAGCUCGUCGACACCUUCGACCGCGCGAACCGUGUCCUGCUGUCGGACUUUCUCGUCGCUGGUCCAGAUGCUACGUCGGACCAGGGCUCCCUCCUCGUCAGGGCGCUCGACGGCCGCGAAAAGCCGCUUCUCCGCAACAACUGCUCGACGAUCUUCUGGAGGCCCGUCGCUGCGGCCCCAGAGUGGGCCAAUGGAGCCACAUCGUCGCCCCAGGCUGGUCACGACAACGCCCAAGCCGUGACCGUACCCCACAGCUUCGCCCACUUCCUCACCAUGUACCCAUCCACGGGCACGCGCACCGUCUUUUUGGCCAGGCAGACGUUUGCUGUGCCCUCCAUCGAAGAGGAGAAGCGGCUCGUCGUGCGGCCGCUCGUCGACGGCGGCAGCUUCAUCCCAGGCUUCUACACCGCCACGCUCCGUCUGGGCUACAAGGACCACGUGGAGAUGGGCCCCUUGAACGCAGCUCUGUCGGAGCAGAUGGCCUUUUUCGAGGGCAAGUCGGCGCUCUUUUCGAUCGACGAGGCCUGCGACACCAUGACGCAUAUUUAUCCCUCCUACUAUCCCGCGGCAAAACCCCUCCAGCACUCCGCCCGCAAUCUGGGCAAGGAUGCAUCAAAGCUGCCAAGUGUCGGCGUUGCAGCCAAACUGGUGGUGUCGACCGCGGUCGACGUCGCCCGCCAGUGGCUCAUCGAAGAAAUCUAUCGGCGGACGAGGGCAGCGCUCGCCGAAGAGGAUGGUCCCUUCGAUGCUCGGGAGCAGAUCAUUCGGGUCACAAUCACGGCCGUUGUCUAGUCCGUCUAUCUGAAACUUCCCCUUGUCAGACC
Molecule: messenger RNA, 2620 nt
Organism: Acaromyces ingoldii
Lineage: Eukaryota; Fungi; Basidiomycota; Exobasidiomycetes; Exobasidiales; Cryptobasidiaceae
Product: potassium transporter
Exons: 15
Coding region: 165-2588 (807 amino acids)
Biological process (GO): potassium ion transmembrane transport
Cellular component (GO): membrane
Molecular function (GO): potassium ion transmembrane transporter activity
Source: RefSeq, a predicted model, not a curated record